GUAAAGUCCCUUUAUUAACAUAGAACAAGAGGGCAGCAUGGAUAGUCUGAGUUAUUUAAUUCAUUUAUUUUUAUAAAUGCAAUUCAAAAGGGAAUUUAUAAACAAUCAAUUUAAUGUCUAUUUUGGCUAUAUAUUAGCUUGUUUCUGGACCUUUGAAUCAGCGACCAGAUUGCUGAUUAGUUCAGUGUUUCAAUCGAUGGAAUUAAACGAGAGGAAAAAAAAACUGUUUUUAAAUAGAAAUAUAAAAGAGAGGUUUAAAUCCCAAUAACUCUUUAUCCAUACAACAGUAACAACAUUUCCCUAAUUCCCCCUGCAUGGUUGUGUUGCUCCUCGUUGUCAAAUGGUGAACGUUUUCACAUCACACGUCAUAAGUGGUGUGAGGUGUGUUUUUUUUUUUUGUCUCGUCUCUCUGUGGUGACUCCGGAGAUGCUGUUAGUAACACUGGGUCAUUAGAGAAAGUUCAUUUCUGCUGUGUAGCCUUGCGGACCUGAAUACAAUACAAUACAAAGAAUAAAAUAUCAGAGAAUUACAAUUUGGUAAGUUAUAACCGUAAGCCUUUUUUUUGAUGAUAUUAUUAUUCAGUAGGAAGAUUCACAUGCAUACAUCGUUCUUUAUUAUUUGAUCAUUUCAAUUCACAUAUUUCAAUCAUAUGCGCGUAAAGCAUUUCAACUGCUUCUGUGCUUCUCUGUACACUUGUUUUGUGUGUGUUAUCUUUAUCUUAUUAACUAAUUACGGAUGAACAUGAUUAGAAUUUCGAUAUAGCACAUUUCCUGUUUUAUUUGUAUCUUUGAUCACCCCUUUUCCUGUUUGUUCCCACACCUUUAGUUCACAGUAAGAGACCAUGUUAAGACUGUGAUGUGGUGUGCCUGUGGGCCAUUGCGUUACUGUGCCAUUCAGUAAAAAGUUGCAGCAUUUUGUGAAGGAUCAAGCAAUGAGGCAAAAGUGUGAAUGUAAAAAUAAAUAAAUAAAUAAAUAAGGCUUUUGAAUAAUUUACCAUGACCAAAUGAUUAUUUAUGCAACAAGUUACAGAUGCUAAUUAACGUUGUGAUUCAUAUUUUAGUGCCUCGAGCCUCAAUUUGCACAUGCGUCCUUUUGAAUAUGUGGAUACAUUUCUCUUCCCUAUCUGCUAGCAUUAAGCAUUUUUAACAACAGUAAUAUGACUGAAAUGGCUAUAACUUUUCUCAGCUAAACCGGAACUGAGAUCAUGUUGAUUGGAACAAAGUCAUUCAGUCAGGCAUCAUACCACAUGGUAGCAUUUCACACUGGCUUUACAUUUAACAUACAACAUACAACAAGAGUAGAAAAAAUUCUUCUUCUUUCACCUCAAAAUGUUUUAAAGGUCAUGCCCACUUGUCUGUCCAGAGGGUACAGAAUGAGUAAUGCACUGGUUUUAUAGUCGCCCAAAAAGCAACAAUAAUUAGCGUUUUAUGUCUUCAGGAUUCUUUUAUUUUAAUUGUUUUCAAAAAUAUUCACUUCAUAGGCAGACUGCAUACAGAGCACUCAGGACAUCAAAACAUAUUUUGCUUUUACAUGAAAUGCUUAUAAUGGCGACUUAUCCAUUUGAUGGAUUUCAUUGGUGUGUGUUGAAUUGCUAUCUUAUUAUGUGGUCUGAUUCUGUCUUUGUUAUUUUACUGUACUGAACAGAACAUCUAAUUGAACUGAGAAAUGUGAAUACAUAUAAAAACAUAUGAACAUAUAAAAAUCAUAGAUACAGAAGACAGACAGACAGAUAGAUUUGUUUAAAGCUACACAGCACCACCAUGUGGUUGAAACACACCAUACACAGAUCAAAUGCUCAGACCAAAUUAAUGUAUAGAUUUCUUCUUCUUCUUCUUCCUUUUGUGCAGAGUUCACUGAUGGACGUGCAUAUGCUUAACAGAAAAAGCCUCUUGGAUGGCUAUGACGACUUAUUUGACAACAUAUUAGACAACUCCUCUUACAACUCCUCUUAUGAAGACUAUUGUUGUGAUGGGGGUGAUGUAUGUGACCUGAAAGACAACAUGCAUUUUGAGGCGGUGUUCAUCCCAGUUCUGUACUCUGUGGUGUUUGUUGUGGGUGUCCUGGGGAACGGAGUGCUGCUGGGAGUUCUGAUUCAGAGCAGGAGGACUUGGAGUGUGACAGACACCUUCAUCCUCCACCUGGGUGUGGCAGAUGUCAUACUGCUGGUGACGCUGCCCUUCUGGGCUGCCCAGGCUGUUUAUGGAUGGACCUUUGGCACUCCUCUCUGCAAGAUCACUGGAUCUGUUUUUACGAUCAACUUCUACUGUGGGAUCUUUCUGCUGGCUUGCAUCAGUCUGGACCGCUACCUGUCCAUCGUCCACGCCACCCAGAUGUACUCCCGCAGGAAGCCCUGGGUGGUUCAGGUCAGCUGCUUGGCAGUGUGGCUCUUCUCCUUGCUCCUCUCUAUCCCUGACUGGAUCUUUUUGGAAGCUGCAAGGGAUGAUAGACGAGAUGUAACAGAGUGUGUACCCAACUACUUUCUCUACUCUUCCUCUCAGUCAGUACGUGACUGGCGGCUGGCAUCACGGCUGCUCUACCACAUAGUGGGCUUCCUGUUGCCUUCAGCUGUUCUGAUCUUCUGCUACUCCUGCAUCCUGCGGCAGCUGCGGUGCGGCUCCCAGGGCCUCCAAAAGCAGAAAGCUUUCAGGGUUAUCGUGGCUGUGGUGGGAGUUUUCUUUCUUUGCUGGACACCAUACAACAUCACACUGAUGGUGGAAACAAUUCAUUCUGGCGAAAGCACUAACACCUGUGGAGUCAGAUCAUCUCUGGAGAAAGCCAGGAUAGUCACCGCCUCUGUGGGUUACCUCCACUGCAGCCUCAAUCCCAUCCUGUAUGCCUUUGUGGGUGUGAAGUUCCGGCGUCAGCUCCUGGACAUCCUGAGGUCUCUGGGCUGCAAGCUGAAGACAAGUGCCAAAUUCCAAUCUACUGUCAGCAGCAGGAGAAGCUCCUUUUGGUCUGAGUCUGCCGACACCUCCAACUCCAUUGCUAUCUGAGAGAGAGACACAAACCUGAACAAGCUUACAGAAAGCUCACAUGAAGACAGAGGCAUGAACAGCAAAGCGCAUAGUUUCUGUAUAUUUCCUGUGUUAUAUAACCUGUGACAGGCUAUGCUUCCUUUCAAUUUCCUGUAGUUCGCAGAGCAUUAGUAGCUGAACAUGAACAUGGACAAAUAUGUUUUGUCUGGCUGGGACUUGAGGUCAUACACUUGUACUUGUAGGCAGCAGAUCUAUGUUUCUUGUAUAGUAGAAAUAUAACAUUCCUCUUUUCUGACUGCAAGGCAACAUUGUAACAUAAAUAAAUCAACAUGUAAUACUGCAGUGAGUUUUAUGACUUUAGCUAUCUGCUAUUUUGACAUACAAAACUUUAAAAUGACAUUUUAUAUCACAAUUAUCCUGUAUAUUGCAUAAUGUUUUUGUAUAUGGAGUGUUCAAAUACAGAAUAAAAUUGUAUUUUUUUUUAACCAUCAA
This is a messenger RNA of Siniperca chuatsi (mandarin fish), 3467 nucleotides long. Its product is annotated as C-X-C chemokine receptor type 3-like. Bases 1761 to 2993 code for a protein of 410 amino acids. Gene Ontology annotation, cellular component: membrane. The transcript has 2 exons. The record is from RefSeq and is a predicted model, not a curated record. Gene Ontology annotation, biological process: inflammatory response; chemotaxis; regulation of leukocyte migration. NCBI's taxonomy places the organism in Eukaryota, Metazoa, Chordata, Actinopteri, Centrarchiformes, Sinipercidae. Gene Ontology annotation, molecular function: C-X-C chemokine receptor activity.